CACCUCCCACUCUUCCCCUGCCCGCCCGCCUGCGCCUCCGUCUCCGGCCGGCUCUCCUCCAUCGCUACGAUUCCCCCAGGGCGAAACCACCAAAAAUCCCAGCGCAGAUCACUCGCCGGCCGCCUGCUCCAUCAGAUCCUCCCAACCGACAGCGUAACAGACCCCGGCUAUCCUCGUCGCUGUCGGCUCUCCUGCUUCACACUACUAGACUAGAGGCGGCCGGCUCUGCCAAACUGCAGGGAGGGAUCCAUCCCGCGGGGCCGGUGAUGAGGUCCAUGGAGAGCACGGACUCGUCGUCCGGCGAGUUGCCACCACCGCAGAAGCAGCCGAGCUCGGCGCCGGAUCUCCCGCCGGGGUUCCGGUUCCAUCCGACGGACGAGGAGCUGGUCGUCCACUACCUCAAGAAGAAGGCUGCGUCCGUGCCUCUACCCGUCGCCAUCAUCGCCGAGGUCGACCUUUACAAGUUCGAUCCGUGGGAGCUACCUGAUAAGGCGACCUUCGGGGAGCAGGAGUGGUACUUCUUCAGCCCGAGGGACCGCAAGUACCCCAACGGAGCGCGGCCGAACAGGGCGGCGACGUCCGGCUACUGGAAGGCGACUGGCACAGACAAGCCCAUCAUGGCGUCCGGCGGCAACCGCGAGAAGGUCGGCGUCAAGAAGGCGCUCGUGUUCUACCGCGGGAAGCCGCCAAAGGGCCUCAAGACCAACUGGAUCAUGCACGAGUACCGCCUCGCGGAUGCGGCGAGCUCAACCACCAGCCGGCCGCCGCCGCCAUGCAACGUCGGAGGAGGCAAGGCCACAUCUCUCAGGCUCGACGACUGGGUGUUAUGCCGCAUCUACAAGAAGAUCAACAAGCUUGGAGCCGGCGAGAGGAGCAUGGACUGCGAGGACUCCGUGGAGGACGCAGUGGCAGCCUACCCGACUCAUGCCGCGGCUGCCAUGGCCGCCGCCGUCGCAGGCGGAGGAAGGGCGGCUCAUCAUAACGGCAAUAGUUACACAUCGCUGAUCCACCACCAUCACGAGGACAACUUCCUGGAUGGAUUCAUGACAGCAGAGGACACAGGCCUCUCAGCGGGCGCCAGCUCCCUGAGCCAGCUAGCCGCGGCGGCGAGGGCAGCUGCUCCAGCUGACACCAAGCAGCUCCUCGUCCCGUCGUCCUCCACCACCCCAUUCAACUGGCUCGACGCGUCCGCACUCGCAAUUCUUCCACCCUCAAAGAGGUUCCAUGGGUACAACAGUGGAGGCACGUCCACUGACGGCGGCGGCACGUCCCUGUCGUCGCCGUCCGAGAGGAAUAAUCUGGCGGCUGCCGGUGCCGUCGAUAGUGGCGCCUGCAGCGGUGGCGCUAAUGCCAUCGUUCCUACAUUCCUCAACCCGCUCGGCGUGCAAGGUGCGACAACCUAUCACCACCACGCCAUUUUCGGCACACCAGUAACGCCGGAAGCUGCCGCGGCCGCCGCCACCACCGCCACAUGCGGUUUCCAGCAUCCCUACCAGCUCUCCGGCGUGAACUGGAACCCGUGAAUCAUCCAUGAUACCGACAUUGCCUAUGGGCAUGAAUUGAUGCAUAUGGCUGGCUUUUAAGGUAGUCAGCAUCGCCAGCAGCUAGUACCAGUUGUUAUAGUAGUAGUCUCAUUCAGUGAACCACAAGGACAAAUAUGCAUGCAUAUUGCUGCAUUGCCUACCACAAGCACGUACUUGUACGGAGCUAAUUAAGCAACCUUGCAACUUGGUAGGCCAAUUUGAAGCAAAAUCUAGCUAGCCAAUACUUACAUAGAUAUGAUAUUAAUUAGUCAUUUAGCCUCUUGCAUCUAUAGAUUGAACCCUGCAUAAAUUAAUUUAGCCUGUAUGCAUGUUCAUGACCACCCCUGUUAUCCCCGCCACAAAACAAAAUUAACUGCUGUGUAUACAUAUUUUACUAUAUAUAGCCAGUUCACAUAGGCAUGUCGUUAACAUGGAAAAUAUAUAAUAUAUAGGUCACGUACUAUACGGUAAUUAUAUUGCAUGCAUGCAUGUUGACAUUUUGUAUGCAUGUAGAUAUUUGUAUGCUUAAAGCUCGAAAAAGAAAGGUAUUUGUAUGCUUGAUGAUCAUGCAUAUGCACACGCAUGGACGAUGUUCAUACUAGCUAGUAGCCUACUACAUACCUACAGAGAAUCUCCUAAUUGAGCCGCAGCUGUGUAUAUCGCUUGCAAUGGGUUGGUUGCUACAUAUAAAAGUUCUAGCCUUCGUCGCCUGUCAUUGUCGCCAUGUAUAGGCACCCUGCAGGGUUGUGUGCACAAUUUUAUAGCUGCAUAUGUAAUCUAUGUUUCGGUUGGAUUAUUGGACUGUAAUGUAUAUACAGAGACGAGUUUAAAAAUGGCUAGACCAUUUGCACUA
Messenger RNA from Sorghum bicolor (sorghum), 2376 nucleotides. RefSeq names its product NAC transcription factor NAM-B2. Bases 267 to 1523 code for a protein of 418 amino acids. The record is from RefSeq and is a predicted model, not a curated record. Gene Ontology annotation, biological process: regulation of DNA-templated transcription; system development. Gene Ontology annotation, molecular function: DNA binding. Lineage: Eukaryota; Viridiplantae; Streptophyta; Magnoliopsida; Poales; Poaceae. The transcript is spliced from 4 exons.